GUUGGGCGCACCGCCUUGAGUCGCCUUGUUUAGCGACUGAAUGGGUUUGGGGUUCGGGUGUUCAAGCGGGUUUAGCGACUGAAUGAUUUUUGGUUCGGGUGUUCAAGCGGGUUUCGGGUCUCUUCUUUAACAAACCCUUAAUAUUUUAGGGUUUUUUUCCCCUCAAUGUUGGCUUUGCUCCUCUCCUCAACUCUUACCCCAAUCUGCUGACAGUUGAAGAUCUAAGGACGCCGACGACGCCGACUGACGACGCCGCCCACCGCCGCCGACUCCUUCGCCUUCGGAUCCGCCGCCGACCGACCAGGCAAAUUCGAAGCAUGGGGCGGAAGGCCGGAGGUCUGUACAUAAAUCCGAAAAAGUUUGGUAAUGUUAGUAAACCUUGCAUGAAGGAGAUGGUCACAUUUCUUGGAUGCUUGUCCCUUAACAAGAACAACGAUGAUAGAUGCAUGAGGCACAAAGACCUUUUGCUAGCUUGUGUUGAAUCUCAGAAAGGAAAGCCAAAAAAUCCAGCAAGGACCAUCAAUUACCAUCUGCAGCGUCUUGGUAGAGAUAAAUACUUGUAGUGGAUUCAAGUGUUGCAAAAUUCAGUCAAUGUUGCUUAUAAGCAUCAGCACUAGGAAAAUAAUUUUGGAUUGUGUGUAAUUUUGAGUCACAAAACUAGCUAUUAGAAGUUGCACUUAGAUAUGAAAUCUUGAGGUGGUUAUUGUUUACAUUUGCUUUUUACAUUAUCAGGAGGUCUGGGCAUGAACUGGUUAUAUUUCAUGUAAAUCCUGCACUAGUCACUGACAUGUCUGGCGUCCAUGAGAAUAAUGUGGAUGAUCAUGAUCUCUUUGUAAUAGUUGUUUCAUUGGGAUCAUUUUGUUUGAUCACUUUGCUAAUUAUUGAUGUAAGCCUUGUUUCCAUUUGA
This is a messenger RNA of Asparagus officinalis (garden asparagus), 907 nucleotides long. RefSeq lists its product as uncharacterized. The transcript is spliced from 3 exons. The record is from RefSeq and is a predicted model, not a curated record. Gene Ontology annotation, biological process: mitochondrial translation. NCBI's taxonomy places the organism in Eukaryota, Viridiplantae, Streptophyta, Magnoliopsida, Asparagales, Asparagaceae. Gene Ontology annotation, molecular function: structural constituent of ribosome. Bases 318 to 563 code for a protein of 81 amino acids.